AUCUGUGAUUUGUUUAGAACGCCAUAUUGUCCUUCUGAAUUUUGGUUAAAUUACUUUUAACCAUGGCAGCUGUUGCGCCAAAAACACAUGAAGAAAUUGAAGCUCAGAUCCGUGAGCUACAAGCAAGAAAAGCUGGAUUGGCUCCUGAAGGUGAAGAAAAUGGAGAAGGUGUCCCUCUUACUGCAUCUGCUGGCAUUUAUAUGGAUGAAGAUAUUUAUGGAGGCACUAAAUCAAAGUAUGAAGGUUACGUGACAUCCAUUGCUGCGAAUGAUGAAGCAGAUGCGGAUGAUGACGAUUAUGAAUCAACCUCAUUGAUGAACAAAAAAGCUGGUUUUACUGCACCAUCAGUUUUUCUUCAAGAAACCAGAGGUGACAAGGAAUAUGAUCCGUUUGGAGAAAGAAGAGUUCCACGUAUUGUUGAUCGUGAAGAUGAAUAUCGAGCUCAAAGACGCAAGUUCAUGAUAUCCCCUGAAAGAUUGGAUCCAUUUGCUGAUGGUGGAAAGACGCCAGAUGCACAAUCAAGGACCUAUCAAGUUAUUAUGCGUGAACAAGCCCUUAAUAAAGAUCAAGUUGAACUUAGAAAAAAAAUUGCUGAUAAAUCUAAAGCCGGUGAACUUAAAACAACAGAAAAUGGAGAAGUUGCUGCAAAACCAGCAAAAAGGAGAAGGUGGGAUCAAGCUACUGGUGAUGACACUCCUUCUGCACCAGCCAAGAAGAAAGUAUCAAGUUGGGAUGCUGCUGAGUCUCAUACUCCAUCCGCUAGUCGUUGGGAUGAAACACCAGGAAGAAUACCUAAGGGUUCUGAAACUCCUGGUGCCACUCCUGGACAAAGCACCAGAAUGUGGGAUGCCACUCCUGCUCAUGCUACCCCUGGUGCCGUUACUCCGGGUCAUGAUACACCGGGACAUAGGGCAACCCCUAGUGCUCGUAGAAAUAGGUGGGAUGAAACUCCAAAAACGGACAGAGAAACUCCUGCACAUGGCAGUGGAUGGGCAGAAACACCUCGCACAGAUCGUACUGGAACCGACUUGAUUCAGGAAACGCCUACGCCUAGUGCGAGUAAACGACGAUCUCGAUGGGAUGAAACACCAUCGUCUCAACUGGGGAACCAAACACCACAAACUCCUUCAAUGAUGACGCCAAUGACUCCCAUGACACCUAUGACACCAAUAACACCAAGUGGUAUUACACCUACUGGUACUAAAGCUAUGGGCAUGGCUACUCCAACUCCAGGUCACAUUAUGGCCAUGACUCCUGAACAGCUACAGGCUUAUAGGUGGGAGCGUGAAAUUGAUGAACGUAAUCGACCAUUAACAGAUGAUGAAUUAGAAACUAUGUUUCCACCUGGUUAUAAAGUACUCCAGCCACCCGCGGGCUACAUUCCUAUUCGAACUCCAGCUAGAAAACUUACAUCCACUCCUACACCACUUGGUGGGCAAUCAGGAUUUUUUUUUCAAAAAGAAGAUCCUGUAAAAAUGAUGGAUACUCAGCCAAAGGGUAACUUGCCUCCUUUAAAGCCAGAGGAUAUCCAGUAUUUUGAUAAGUUGCUGGCUGACGUUGAUGAAGAAGCAUUAAGUCCUGAUGAACAGAAGGAACGAAAAAUAAUGAAGCUGCUUUUGAAAAUUAAAAAUGGAACACCUCCCAUGCGUAAAGCAGCGCUUCGCCAAAUUACUGAUAAAGCUCGUGAAUUUGGGGCUGGACCUCUUUUUAACCAAAUUCUUCCUUUACUUAUGUCACCAACCUUGGAAGAUCAAGAACGGCAUUUACUUGUAAAAGUUAUUGAUCGAAUUUUAUAUAAGUUAGACGAUCUGGUCCGUCCUUAUGUACAUAAGAUUCUGGUGGUCAUUGAACCCUUAUUGAUUGAUGAAGAUUAUUAUGCUCGUGUUGAAGGCAGAGAAAUUAUCUCCAAUUUAGCAAAGGCUGCUGGUUUAGCAACUAUGAUUUCCACCAUGAGGCCUGAUAUUGAUAACAUAGAUGAAUACGUUAGGAACACUACAGCGAGAGCCUUCGCUGUGGUUGCUUCCGCUCUGGGUAUUCCAGCUCUCCUGCCUUUUUUGAAAGCUGUAUGCCGCAGCAAAAAGUCCUGGCAAGCCCGGCAUACUGGCAUCAAAAUUGUACAACAAAUUGCCAUUCUAAUGGGAUGCGCUAUUUUGCCUCAUCUCAGAAAUUUGGUUGAAAUUAUUGAACAUGGUCUUGUUGAUGAGCAACAGAAAGUAAGAACAAUUACUGCUUUAGCAUUGGCUGCUUUGGCUGAAGCUGCUACUCCAUAUGGUAUAGAAUCGUUUGACAGUGUUUUAAAACCUCUGUGGAAAGGUAUCCGAACACAUCGUGGAAAAGGAUUGGCUGCCUUUUUAAAGGCUAUAGGAUAUCUCAUUCCAUUGAUGGAUGCUGAAUAUGCAAACUAUUAUACAAGAGAAGUGAUGCUUAUUCUCAUCAGAGAGUUUCAGUCUCCCGAUGAGGAAAUGAAAAAAAUUGUAUUAAAGGUAGUUAAACAGUGUUGUGCUACUGAUGGUGUUGAACCUCAAUACAUUAAAGAGGAUGUUUUACCUCAUUUCUUCAAACAUUUCUGGAAUCAUAGAAUGGCUUUGGAUAGACGGAACUACAGACAACUUGUUGAUACUACUGUUGAAAUCGCAAAUAAAGUUGGAGCAGCCGAAAUCAUUCAUCGAAUUGUAGAUGACUUAAAAGAUGAAAAUGAACAGUAUCGAAAAAUGGUUAUGGAAACAAUUGAAAAAAUCAUGGCCAAUCUUGGAGCUGCAGAUAUUGAUUCCAGACUGGAAGAACAACUCAUUGAUGGUAUCUUGUAUGCAUUUCAAGAGCAGACCACAGAGGAUAUGGUGAUGUUAAAUGGUUUUGGCACCAUUGUGAAUGCGCUUGGUAAACGUGUGAAACCGUACCUACCUCAGAUUUGUGGUACCAUUUUAUGGCGAUUGAACAAUAAAUCUGCUAAAGUUCGGCAACAAGCUGCUGAUUUGAUUUCAAGAAUAGCAGUUGUGAUGAAAACAUGUCAGGAAGAAAAACUCAUGGGACAUUUAGGUGUAGUGUUAUAUGAAUAUCUUGGUGAAGAAUAUCCUGAAGUUUUAGGUUCUAUACUUGGAGCCCUAAAAGCCAUUGUAAAUGUAAUUGGAAUGCACAAAAUGACUCCACCCAUUAAAGAUUUAUUACCAAGAUUGACUCCUAUCCUGAAAAAUAGGCAUGAAAAAGUACAAGAAAACUGCAUUGAUCUGGUUGGACGUAUAGCAGAUCGUGGUGCUGAAUAUGUUUCUGCAAAAGAAUGGAUGCGUAUCUGCUUUGAAUUAUUAGAGCUGUUAAAAGCCCACAAAAAAGCUAUUAGAAGAGCAACUGUAAACACAUUUGGAUACAUUGCUAAAGCUAUUGGUCCACACGAUGUUCUUGCUACUUUGUUGAAUAAUUUAAGAGUACAAGAGCGCCAGAAUAGGGUUUGCACAACUGUUGCAAUUGCCAUAGUUGCUGAAACUUGUUCCCCCUUCACUGUUCUUCCUGCACUAAUGAAUGAAUACAGAGUUCCAGAAUUAAAUGUACAAAAUGGUGUUUUGAAGUCACUCUCCUUUUUGUUUGAAUAUAUUGGAGAAAUGGGAAAAGAUUACAUAUAUGCAGUCACUCCCCUAUUAGAAGACGCUUUAAUGGACAGGGAUUUGGUUCAUCGUCAGACAGCAUGUGCUGCCAUUCAGCACAUGGCCUUGGGUGUAUAUGGCUUUGGCUGUGAAGAUGCCCUGGUUCACUUGUUGAAUUAUGUCUGGCCAAACAUAUUUGAGACAUCCCCUCAUCUUGUACAAGCUUUCAUGGGUGCUGUUGAAGGGCUUCGUGUUGCACUUGGACCAAUCAAGAUUUUACAGUACUGUCUACAAGGUCUGUUUCAUCCAGCAAGAAAAGUGAGAGAUGUGUAUUGGAAAAUUUAUAACACAUUGUAUAUCGGUGGACAAGACUCUUUAGUUAUUGGUUAUCCAAGAAUACCCAACGAUUCACGCAAUACCUUCACACGUCAUGAACUAGAUAUGAUUUUGUAAGCAUUAUUGUAUAAAAAUGAUUUUAAAAAUUUCACACAUUUGUUUUGAGAUAUUGGAGCUUUAUUUCUUUCAGAAUAAAUUUCUUUGUAUAUA
Molecule: messenger RNA, 4121 nt
Organism: Uloborus diversus
Lineage: Eukaryota; Metazoa; Arthropoda; Arachnida; Araneae; Uloboridae
Gene: Sf3b1
Product: splicing factor 3B subunit 1-like
Exons: 22
Coding region: 63-4028 (1321 amino acids)
Biological process (GO): spliceosomal complex assembly
Cellular component (GO): U12-type spliceosomal complex; catalytic step 2 spliceosome; U2-type prespliceosome
Molecular function (GO): mRNA binding
Source: RefSeq, a predicted model, not a curated record